Penicillium nucicola is the source of this 1827-nucleotide messenger RNA. Its product is annotated as transcription factor domain-containing protein. The transcript is spliced from 3 exons. Lineage: Eukaryota; Fungi; Ascomycota; Eurotiomycetes; Eurotiales; Aspergillaceae. Gene Ontology annotation, biological process: DNA-templated transcription. Gene Ontology annotation, molecular function: DNA binding; zinc ion binding. The record is from RefSeq and is a predicted model, not a curated record. The coding region runs from base 1 to 1827 and encodes 608 amino acids.
AUGUUCAAGUUGCUGACUGGCUUAGGUCAAAUGCGACUUCGCGACCCAGGACCCAUGCACCAACUGCAAAAAGUCCGAUGUGGAGUGCCGCGCAAGAGAUUCACCAAUAGCCUGUCGCCAGGACGGAAUGCUUCAAUCUCUGCAUUGAGUCAGACUCCCCGGAGCUCACAGCCCGUCGACUCAGACCCAACGUCACGGCGCAUAUCAUCAAGCAGGCCUGCGGAGCCAAUUCACAAUGCAGGCCUUCCUACUAAUGAGCCAUUCAUCAAGGAAGAGAGCUAUCGCGGUCGCAGUGAAUAUCUAGGUGGCAGCGUCCCCUUCGAUGAAAAUAUGGUCAAACCUGGUCGCGAGACUACAUACACCAACCCCAAAGCCUCAACAAUAGACCUGCAAAUGCUGCGCAACCAAGGAGCAUUUGAACUCCCACCUUUAUCGGUCCAGAAUGAGUUAAUGGCCAGUUUUCAUGCACACUGUGCACCCUGGACACCCGUGGUCGACCCGAAAUGGCUGGACGAGAGCACGCCUCCUUCGAUGCUGCUCCUUCAAGCGAUCUUCUUAGCCGGCAGCAGAGUAUCCAAAGCCCAUUUGGACUAUGGAUCUAGCGAGGUGUUCUAUCGACGCGCUAAAUUGCUUUUCUUUUUUGGUGGAUGCGACCAUCCACUCAUUUCUAUUGUCGCUGCCUGUCUCUUGCACUGGUACAAUCCUGUUGGACCCGAAGAUGUGUCCACUGAUACCAGUGGCUUUUGGAUUCGAACAGCUGGUGCGAUGGCGUUUCAAAUCGGACUGCAUAAAGAGCCGCCGCCCAACUCUCGCGAUCGGGGUCUUCGCCGGAGGUUGUGGUGGUCUUUAGUAGUUCGAGAUAAUAUUAUUUCGGUUGGCGUUGGCCGACCGCGAACUAUCAAUCUUCGCGACAGCGACGUGCUUCCUCCGUCCUUGAAUGAUUUCCCCGUGAACAAUUUCAAGGCCCAACUAUUUCUGGCUUACUGCGCAAUAGCUCGUCUUCUGGGAGACACUGUCGAAUCUCAUCUCCGGCAAGAAAUCUCCCGUCAAAGACAAGUCGAUCUCGAGAAUGCGGUCUACAGAUGGGCGAAACAGGUGAUUCCCAAGCUGCAAUCAAGUGUCGCGGUCCAGGAAGAUGCCGACAUUUGCAAUCUGGAAGUCUACCAACUAUUGGUGAUGUACUUUGUGGUACUAACGAUCUUACAUCGCUCGCCGACACCGAACAGCGUACCCCCGGCAGCAUCGUUGGUUGCAUCUUCAUUCAUUGCCGGAAUAUACGAAGAGUUCCUCCUUCGCGACGAACUCCGAUAUUUAGGCCCUGUUUUCGCAUUCUAUCCUCUCUGCGCCGGACUCUCGCUCCUAUCCAGCUGUCGCUAUGCCCAUCUCCAAAGUAUAGCAGAACAUGAAUUAACCGUCAUGAAGCUCGCCCUCCAAAAGCUUUCCGAGCGGUGGCUCUCCGCAGUCGGCCCUCUACGCGCUUUGAACAAACUCACCGAAAAGGUGCGAGAACUGGGUCCAUUCGAAGGCCCCUCGCCUACAGUUGACUCGGACGCCGCCUCUUUCUUCGAAGGCUUUGACAAGAAACUGUGCAAACAGUGGCGGCUCAUCGGUCAAUCACCGGCACCGGCCAAUGGAGACAUGGGCAUUGAGCCAACGUGCUCUUUAGCCGACAUCCAAGAUUCCAACGAGACCCUUCGGUCUCUCGAUGACCAACCGGGACAAGAAAGUUAUGAUCUUUCUGCUCUUGAUGUUAGCCUCGAUCCUUUCAGCAAUAAUUGGGAAGGAGCCGGAUUUGAUUGGAGUGGUUCUUGGCUCCUCAGUGUUUGA